This is a messenger RNA of Pistacia vera, 1342 nucleotides long. RefSeq names its product GDSL esterase/lipase 1-like. The record is from RefSeq and is a predicted model, not a curated record. Lineage: Eukaryota; Viridiplantae; Streptophyta; Magnoliopsida; Sapindales; Anacardiaceae. The transcript is spliced from 5 exons. Gene Ontology annotation, molecular function: lipase activity. Gene Ontology annotation, biological process: lipid metabolic process. Bases 1 to 1122 code for a protein of 373 amino acids.
AUGUCGACGCUGCAGUACUUUCUCUCUUUCUUGGUUUCUUUUUCGAGCAUUCUGAUCCCAAUUAUUUGCCAUGAAUUUGAUCACCUACAGCCCAACAAUCAUGUUGCCUUUUUCAUCUUUGGAGAUUCACUCUUUGAUGCUGGAAUGAAUAACUACAUCAACACCACUACCGAUUAUCAAGCAAAUUUCUGGCCUUACGGUGAAACUUUCUCCAACUACCCUACCGGAAGGUUUUCCAACGGGCGUUUAAUGCCGGAUUUUAUAGCUGAGUAUGCAAAGUUACCAUUGAUUCCAACAUAUUUACCAUACAACAAUCAGCCAUUUGUUCAUGGGGUCAACUUUGCAUCCGGGGGAGCUGGUGCUCUAGUUGAAAGUCAUCGGGGAUAUGUUGUAGACCUUGAAACUCAGCUGAGUUAUUUCAAUAUUGUGGAGAAGAAGUUGAAGCAGAAACUAGGUGACGCAGAAGCCAAAACAUUGCUAUCCAAAUCUGUUUACCUCUUCAGUGUUGGAGGCAAUGACUACCUCGUCCUUUUCAACUCAAACUCAACUUACAAAUCUGUGCUUCAAUCCUACAAGUCUAAGAAAGAAUAUGUUGGAAUGGUGAUUGGCAACCUCACAAGCACAAUCAAAGAAAUAUAUAAGAAAGGAGGAAGAAAAUUUGCGUUUGUGAAUUCGGCGCCUUUAGGUUGUCUUCCAGGAGUGAAAAUACUUGUACCAGGGAACUCAGGAUCCUGCCUGGAGGCUGCUUUAGAGAUGGCAAGAUUACACAACAAAGAACUUCAUAAAGCCCUCCAGGAGCUAGAGAGACAACUAGAAGGAUUCAAAUACGCGAAUCACGAUUUGUACAGUUCUUUAGGUGAAAGAAUCAACAACCCUUCAAGAUAUGGUUUUAAGGAGGCUACAGCAUGUUGUGGAAUUGGUCCUGGAAGAGGCAACUAUACCUGUGGGGGUAAGAGAGCAAAUAAAGAGUAUCAAUUAUGUGAGGAUCCUGGUGAAUAUUUAUUAUUUGACUCUUAUCAUCCCUCUGAGAAGGCCUACCGACAAAUUGCAGAAUUAAUGUGGAGUGGAACCCCAAGUGUGAUAGGGCCUUAUAAUCUUAAGAAACUGUUCGAGCUCAUAUAACUGAAUUAGUGUACUUUUUCAAAGCAAUUAGGUUCAUUGAAUAUUGAAUAAGUUUGGAAGAUUAUUGGAUAAUGAUUGUAAUAAAUCAGUUGUUUAAUUUGAGCAUUAUCAGCAAUGGGGUCAGCACUGAUCUGUUGAUGAUGACAGCAAUAAUAGAGAGUUUAAUUAUAAAAUAAUAACACAGUUUAAUUUGAGCUUUGUUUUCCUAUUUUCGCAUAGA